Molecule: messenger RNA, 2391 nt
Organism: Metarhizium album ARSEF 1941
Lineage: Eukaryota; Fungi; Ascomycota; Sordariomycetes; Hypocreales; Clavicipitaceae
Product: kinase domain containing protein
Exons: 2
Coding region: 1-2391 (796 amino acids)
Biological process (GO): protein phosphorylation; intracellular monoatomic cation homeostasis; intracellular signal transduction
Molecular function (GO): ATP binding; protein serine/threonine kinase activity
Source: RefSeq, a predicted model, not a curated record
AUGGCGCUCUCACUGGGUCGCGUCUAUCCGUGGACCUCGCAUACACUGGGUCCGCCUGCGCACCGGCCAAUGCCGUGUUCGCCCAAGAGCACUGGUGGUGGUGGUGGUGAUGGUGGUGAUGAUGAUGAUGAGGCGCGAGCGUCGCCGCCGGCAGAUCCCAAGCGCCCUGUGCCGCCGCCCGCCUCCAGUGUCUCAGCCCAGCAGCCCGAGACGCCGACGCCGACGCCGACGCCGACAGCCACGGACAGUUCCACCAUCGCUUCCGCCACAUCGGAUUCUCUCUCUGCUCCCUGCUACUCGAGCAGCUAUCCUUCCUCGCCUCGCCAAUUGCCCGCGGACAUCAACGACCCUAUUCUCGAGGAGGCCGACGUUGGGUCCGGCACAGACUCGCCCAUCGAGCCCGUCACGCCUGUGAGCGGAGGCCGCUACUCGCAAGAUUCCACCACUCUACACCAGCAUUACUACAGCCAUUACGGCGGCCACCUGGCGCUGACAAGAGCGCACACGGCACAGAAUCCCCCAAGGCCGGGUCCGGUGAAGGCACCUUCGCUGAUUCCGCAAACCUCUGCGCCCGCGGCACUCCGCGUCAGCUCCGAUCCGGCUUCAGCAUCCAGGGCUGCCGAAUCAGCAUCCUCGCCGCAGACGCUCCCCCUCCAACGACGUGUCACCCGUGGCUCUACUCACAGUCUAAAACGCACCAUGUCUCGACUCUUCAAGCGCUCCCACUCCUCCCUGGAGAAGGACAGGGAAUACGCCAUUGUCGCCGUCCCUGCGUCAAUCUCAGGGUCUGCACCGCAAUCAACCACGUACCUGAAUGGGACUGCCGCGCCGAGCAGCCGCCUCCCCAAUGGAAACAAGUCAUCCACAACAACUCAGUCGAACUCGCCGCCAUCCCCGGGCUCGCCUCUGGAAAUAGCGCCCUCACACCGGUCCGUCGCUGACGCCGGCAGCACGCUGCCCAGCGCCGUCGACUUUCAGAAGAAGAACAGAGCAGCGACGGGCCUGACUCUUCGUGGCCGGGCUGUGAAUUUUGUCGGCGCGACAAUGGGCCGCGGAAACCGCCCCACCAAGGGCCUCCGGAGAGCGAGCAGCUUUGACACGAGCGAUAGACCGCCUGUCCCCCCGUUGCCGAAGCACAUUGAGGAGGAGAAGACGUACCCUCCCGAGCGACUCCCAUGGCCACUGCCCCCGGACGCCGGCACCGGCGCAAAGGCACGUCGCAUGAGCCUGAGCCUCCCCGACGACUUCACCGUCGACGUUGCCGAACUGCUCUCCGAGUUUGAGUACCAGCACAGGUUGCUGGGUCGGCACGGCAAGCACCUGGGCAAGGGCGCCGCCUCCAAAGUGACCCUCAUGGCCCGCAAGGGGUGUCCGGGAGAACUGUACGCGGUCAAGGAAUUUCGAGGCAAGUCGAACCGCGAAAGCCAGGGAGACUACGAGAAGAAGAUCAAGUCCGAGUUCAGCAUUGGCAAGAGUCUCCACCACCCCAACAUUGUCGAGACGGUCCGGCUAUGUACCGACCAUGGGCGCUGGAAUCAUGUCAUGGAGUACUGCUCCGAGGGCGAUCUCUUCGGUCUCGUGCAAAAGGGCUUCUUCAAGGGCGAGGACAAGAAGAAGGACCGCCUGUGCCUGUUCAAGCAGUUGAUUCAGGGUGUCAACUACCUGCACGCCAACGGCAUCGCGCACCGGGACAUCAAGCUCGAGAACCUUCUCCUGACCAAGGACAGCAAGCUGAAGAUCACCGACUUUGGAGUCUCGGAAGUGUUCAGCGGGACGCACCCCGGCCUGAGGGAGGCGGGUGGCCAGUGUGGCCAGAACAUGGGAGAGGUCCGUCUCUGCUCCCCCGGCAUCUGCGGCAGCGAGCCGUACAUUGCGCCCGAAGUGCUGGACAAGAAGCACAGCUACGACCCUCGGGCCCUGGAUGUGUGGAGCGCCGCCAUUGUCAUGAUCUACCUCACGUUUGGCGGGGGCAUCUGGUCCCGCGCGCAACUCGGCAACUUGCACUACGACAAACUGGUCAAGGGCUGGAGUAAAUGGUACGAGAAGCACCCCGAGUGCGACGCCGGCAUCACGGACACGGACUACCCCAACUGCUACGCUCUGGACGUCGGUGUCAGCCCCCCGGCGCUGCGACGCGUUCUCUUGCAAAUGCUCAACCCGGACCCCGCCAAACGCAUCCUAGUCAGCGAGGUGGUCAACAACCGCUGGAUGAAGAAUGUUGAGUGCUGCCAGCUGGAGUCGUACGAUGACCCCGAACAGUUUAUCGACGCGACCAAGAAGGACUACAGCAGCAAGAUAUCGACCAAGAAGAUAUUCUGCCACAACCACCUGCCGCCCAAGACGAGUGGAUCUCACUCGUUGGGCAAAAUGCCUGGCAGUGCUGGCUACUGA